This is a messenger RNA of Vigna unguiculata (cowpea), 462 nucleotides long. The record is from RefSeq and is a predicted model, not a curated record. Lineage: Eukaryota; Viridiplantae; Streptophyta; Magnoliopsida; Fabales; Fabaceae.
AUGGAGGUUCAGGUGGAGGUGGAGGAUACGGAGGCGCUGGAGCGCAUGGCGUAUGUGGUUAUGGAGGAGGAGCUGGUGGAGGUGAAGGUGCAGGUGGGGGAUAUGGAGCAGCUGGCGGUGGCCAUGGUGGUGGGGGAGGGAGUGGAGGCGGUGGAGGCUCUGGCGGUGUUGCAGGUGGCGGAUAUGGAGGAGGAGCCGGAAAAGGAGGUGGUGAAGGGAGCUGGAUCGGGAGGUGGAUAUGGUGGAGAGCAUGGUGGUGGAUAUGGAGGUGGUGGUGGAAGUGGUGGCGGUGGCGGGGGUGGUGCCGGCCCUGGCGGAGCUUCUGGAGGUGGAUAUGGUAGUGGUGGAGGAUCAGGUGGAGGAUAUGGAGGUGGAGCAGCUGACGGCGGAGGCGGUGGCUCUGGUGGGGGUGGUGGUUAUGGUGGAUAUGUGGCUGUGCCUCCUGAUGCAGAAUUCGAAUAA